Molecule: messenger RNA, 2119 nt
Organism: Erinaceus europaeus (western European hedgehog)
Lineage: Eukaryota; Metazoa; Chordata; Mammalia; Eulipotyphla; Erinaceidae
Gene: SUV39H1
Product: SUV39H1 histone lysine methyltransferase
Exons: 7
Coding region: 196-1434 (412 amino acids)
Cellular component (GO): nucleus
Molecular function (GO): protein binding; histone H3K9 methyltransferase activity; zinc ion binding
Source: RefSeq, a predicted model, not a curated record
CUCGCGGGCUAAGCGCCGUCGAGCCUAACCGGGUGGCUGGGCGGAGUUUGGUUUCGGCUUGUGGGUUUGGUUGGCCCUUACCGGCGCUGCUCGCACAGAGGCGCGGCCAAUAGGCUCCACAGCCUCGGCUACGCCCGCGCGAGCUCUCUUCUCGCGAGGCCGGCUAGGCCCGAAUGUCGUUAGCCGUGGGGAAAGAUGGCGGAAAAUUUAAAAGGUUGUAAUGUGUGUUGCAAGUCAUCUUGGAAUCAACUGCAAGACCUGUGCCGCCUGGCUAAGCUAUCCUGCCCUGCCCUCGGCAUCUCUAAAAGGAACCUUUACGACUUUGAAGUCGAAUACUUAUGUGAUUACAAGAAAACACGCGAACAGGAAUAUUACCUGGUGAAAUGGCGUGGGUACCCGGAAACCGAGAACACCUGGGAACCGCGCCAGAACCUCAAGUGCGUGCGCAUCCUUAAGCAGUUCCAUAAGGACUUAGAAAAGGAACUGGCACGACGGCACCGCCGGACCAAGCGUCCCCGUCACCUGGACCCAAGCCUGGCUAGCUACUUAGUACAGAAGGCCAAGCAGAGGCGGGCGCUCCGUUGCUGGGAGCAGGAGCUCAACACUAAGCGUAACCACACGGGACGGAUCACCGUGGAGAACGAGGUGGACCUGGACGGCCCCCCACGGGCCUUUGUGUACAUCAACGAGUACCGUGUGGGUGAGGGCAUCACCCUCAACCAGGUGGCGGUAGGCUGCGAGUGCCAAGACUGUCUGCUGGCCCCCAUCGGUGGCUGCUGCCCUGGGGCCUCGAUGCACAAGUUUGCCUACAACGACCAGGGCCAGGUGCGCCUGCGGGCUGGGAUGCCCAUCUACGAGUGCAACUCCCGCUGCCGCUGCGGCUAUGACUGCCCCAACCGCGUCGUGCAGAAGGGCAUCCGCUAUGACCUCUGUAUCUUCCGCACGGACAACGGGCGCGGCUGGGGCGUACGUACCCUGGAGAAGAUCCGUAGGAACAGUUUCGUCAUGGAGUACGUGGGAGAGAUCAUUACCUCAGAGGAGGCGGAGCGAAGGGGCCAGAUCUACGACCGUCAGGGCGCCACUUACCUCUUCGAUCUGGACUACGUGGAGGACGUGUACACCGUGGACGCUGCCUAUUACGGAAACAUCUCCCACUUUGUCAACCACAGUUGCGACCCCAAUCUUCAAGUUUACAACGUCUUCAUAGACAACCUCGAUGAGCGGCUGCCCCGCAUCGCAUUCUUCGCCAUAAGAACCAUUCGAGCAGGCGAGGAACUCACCUUCGAUUAUAACAUGCAAGUAGAUCCUGUAGACAUGGAGAGCACCCGCAUGGACUCCAACUUUGGCCUGGCUGGCCUCCCCAACUCCCCCAAGAAGCGGGUCCGUAUCGAAUGCAAGUGUGGAACGGACUUGUGCCGCAAAUACCUCUUCUAGCCCGCUGGAGUCAGAUGACAAGUCAACAGUGGGACUUAGAGGGUUAAAGUCAAGCCAUCAGCAGUGCUACAUUUUUCCUGAACGUUUGAGGAGAGAAUCCAGUGGCAUGCCUUUACAAGUUUCCAGAGCUGCCUACAUUAUUUGAUCCAUGGCCUCUUCUUCCAUCUUCAAAACCGGCUGGAUUUCACCUUCAGAUCUCUCUCCAAUCCUUAUGUUUCAGUCAUUAGAUUUAUUAACCCAGUGUCCAGUCUCUCUAUGUACUCUAGUGAUUGCAUUGGGGUCAUCUGGAAAAUCUAGGCUGCUCUCUUCCCCACCUUGAGAUAAUUGCUUGAGGCCAGGGAGGUACAAUGGGUUGUCAGAAAAGUCAUGAUGCAUUUUUGCAUAGAAGAACACAUCAUGACUUUCCCAACAGCCCAAUAUCUCAGUGGUCGAAUGCAUGCUUUGCAUGCGUGAGGUUUUGGGUUCAGUCUCCAGUACCACAUAAGAAUAUGCACAUAUAUACGUCACAGACAUAAAGAUGACUACUUAUGUACAUCUACAAAUGGCACAGGUUUAACAGGUAAGGUUAUAUAUUUUAUUUGCUAGUCCCGUAAAUUAGGACAUGGGGAUCUUUAUUCCAUCAACCACAAAUAUAUGUCCACAAGCAGAAAAAAAAAUCCAUUCUGAGAUUUAUGCCCAUAAGCAA